UAGCUACUUAUACCUAGUCCUUAAUUGCUUUGGUAACACAUAGACGGGUUUCGGGACUGGUUAGUCAAGACAUCUAGCAGACAAAAUGGCUAUGCUAGUUAGGUCACUGGGAAAAAACUGCCUUUUGAGGCAGCAGCUGUCUUUUGCAAAUAAAAAUGUUGCUAUGGCAUCUUCAGCUUAUGAUGAGAUGAAAGUUUACUGGGAUAAAAACAAAAAGUUGGAGAGACCAAUGUCACCAUUUUUAUUCGCUUACAAGCCACAUUUAGCUAUGUCUAUGUCACUGAGUCAUCGUGUAACUGGAGUGGCCAUGUCUGUUGCUGUAACUGGAGCCUCCAUUAUUAUGUUGGCAUUACCUGGUGAUUAUACACAUUAUCUUGAACUGGUGAAAUCUCUUCAAAUUGCCCCGUUCAUUAUCUAUGGGUGUAAAUAUUUAUUGGCAUGGCCUAUUUCGUACCACUAUAUUAACGGAUUCCGACAUCUGGCAUGGGAUGCAGGGAAAGGUUUCGCUUUGUCAACUUUAUAUAAAACAGGAUAUACCGCCAUUGCUCUAUCUUUUAUCGUUGCUUCCAUGUUCGUUUUCUUAUAUUAAAUAUAUCCCAUACCGGUAUUCAACUAGUUUUUCAACUUUGUAUAAGAUGAAUUAUGUAAGAUUUAGAUAAAGAGCUGGUCAUUCUUGCUACAAUAGUUUAAAAAUAGAUACAGAAAAAAGAAAAAUUUGAAAAUUUCAGUCACAUUACUUUUGUGUGCACAGUUUGCAUUAUGGACUAUUCUUGUACUAAUAUAUAUUACUGUUUCAAUGACAUUUAUUAAUUAAAGUGAAAUAUACAGGCUAUAAUUCUACGAAAUACAAUUACUGCUUUAUUACUGAACGAUAUUUCGACUAGGCUUCUAUAGUCAUUACGAAGCUCAUAAUAAACAGUAAUUGUAUUUCAUAGAAUUAUGAUCUGUAAUAAGCAGUAAUUGUAUUCUAUAGAAUUGUGAUCAGUAAUUGUAUUCUAUAGAAUUGUGAUCUGUAAUAAACAGUAAUUGUAUUUCAUAGAAUUAUGAUCUGUAAUAAGCAGUAAUUGUAUUCUAUAGAAUUGUGAUCUCUAUAUGAUAUAAUAUUACAAGGUAAAAAAUCAGCUGGAUGUGUAUGAUCUAAAACUAAUGGACUUAAGUUAUCAAUAUAUAGACCCUCAUUCUCGUAUCCAAAUGUCGACACGCUACCACUCACUGACUUGUCUUGUAGGUUCUAGGUUCCUUUUUGGGCAUCAGUGGUGCCAGACAAGCAAAAAUGCCACUACCUGAGCAAAAUAUCUGUAUGCAUGUUCCAUGUACAUGUUGGCGUGUACAUAAUAAGAGAAUCCUUGACAUUAGAAAUUUGAAAUAAGAGAAAUUCGUAGGACUGUUUUAUGAGCAAUAUCUCCCUUAUAUCAGACGUCAUGGUCUGGCUAGUGCAGAAAAGUAAUUUUGACAGCCUCGGGUUCAGAUCAAGCUACCAGACAGAUACAGACUGUUUGCUACACUGUGUAUUGUUUUUUACAUUUCACACAAAUGUAGUAUGCGUAUAUUCUGUUGUUUUUAAUAUUAAAUAAUAUAUAUAU
This is a messenger RNA of Patella vulgata (common limpet), 1583 nucleotides long. Its product is annotated as succinate dehydrogenase cytochrome b560 subunit, mitochondrial. Bases 86 to 589 code for a protein of 167 amino acids. Gene Ontology annotation, biological process: tricarboxylic acid cycle; mitochondrial electron transport, succinate to ubiquinone. NCBI's taxonomy places the organism in Eukaryota, Metazoa, Mollusca, Gastropoda, Patellidae. Gene Ontology annotation, cellular component: membrane. The transcript is spliced from 6 exons. Gene Ontology annotation, molecular function: succinate dehydrogenase activity; electron transfer activity. The record is from RefSeq and is a predicted model, not a curated record.